Molecule: messenger RNA, 2740 nt
Organism: Dreissena polymorpha
Lineage: Eukaryota; Metazoa; Mollusca; Bivalvia; Myida; Dreissenidae
Exons: 6
Coding region: 2100-2663 (187 amino acids)
Cellular component (GO): nucleus
Source: RefSeq, a predicted model, not a curated record
UUGCAAACGGUUUAGUCGCAGAUUACAAUGGUAGUUCCUGCUCAUCUAACGUAACGUCAUCAACAACUGACUGUGACGAUAAGCCGUAUGUCAACAUGAUGGCUUCAAGAGACUGAAUAUGUUCAUGGAUAGCUAAAGCCCAAGCCCCAAAUACUCACGGAUAGACACGGCAGUCCAUGCUGCAUUUAUUGAGUGUUACACGUAGGGGAAAUAUAGCUUUUUAUCGUUAUAUUGUUGUCGCGAUGACCGAUUACUUAUAUGCUCCAUUAGCAGUAGAGAAAGAAGAAUGGAUUGCGCGGUGAGUCGUCUGAUGGCAGGAGCAGUUCAGAUUAUAGACCUUCCAUUACACCACUUUGUACUCUUGUUAGUUAGCGUAUUCCUUAAGCCCCAGUCUGUUAAGCACGGAUAAACAUUGCAGUCCGGUAUCAUCCCGGAUCCCCCAUCCCCGGAUCAAGAUUCGGUCAAUCCGGGACGAUCCGUCGACUUUCUGGAAUCUUUGAGUGUCCUUGGUCUUUCAAAGACCAUCAACCCGGUAACAACACGGUACCCAUACGGGCCAACCCGUACCAUCACUGACAGUCCUGGCAGCAACACGAAAUCAACACGGCGCAAACGAGGACUGUCCCGGAACAACACCGCUGAGAUAAUGAUAGCCCCGGAUAAACACGGACCAAGACGCCAUCUACACGGAAUAUAUUCACGACAACGACACGGACAAAAAACGGCAGAGAUAAGGACAAACACGAUUUGUCCCGGACCGACAAAAAGUUAUAUAAAAGCAGAUUAAUUGCCGGUGAUUCCAUAAUUUCGGCUGUCCGGUUAGCGCAGUGGUUGGUACACGCGCUUUGGGUCUAGAAGACUUUGGCCCAAUACCCAUUCCCGGCAGCACGUGACUUUGUUUGUUGACACCAUUACCGGAUAGGUCGGGUUGCUCCGGAUAUCAAGGCUUCCCACAACAGCACAUGAUCACACUUUUAUUGAAAUCUUUCAGUAAAAUGAUAGAUGAAAAUUGCAGGUAUGAUUCAAAAUUUGCCAUACAUUUUGUGAGAGAACUAGAUUAAAUAGGUAGGAAUGCUGGGAUACACUCCAUGUCCUCACACAAUGCAACCUCAGAAGUGAAGAGCCUCACGAAAUGCAAACGCACGCUCGCACAAACACACACGCGCAUCAUGAAUAGAACGCCAGGCAUAGUAGACAAUGAACGACAGGGAAAAAUGGGCACGGCAAAGUAAACAGAUACAUCGACAGAGCCAAUCAGAAAUUGUGAAAUAAAGCAAGAAAUAUGAUAGACAUCUGCAUUACACAUAAGAAUUCCACUCGUUAAAUUUCUUCACAAUUGAAUAAAUGAAAAUCAUCAGCUCAGCAUUCUACAACGCUGACGUUAUUGUAUGUGCAAUAGACUCGCCAAUUUACGCUUAUAUUAAGAAAAAACGCAAAACAUUGGACGACUGCCGGUCCAAUGUUUAAUAUUCAAUGGACAUUGAGAUCAAUAAAGUGUUACGGACUAUAUUUCUUUAGAGAUAGGGCACUUAAACACGAUGCUUGUUAAACACUUUAAUGAAAGCCCUUUCUCGUUGAGCGGUUAAUGUUUAAUAAUCCCUUUGAGCGUGAUGACAUCGGUUUUAUUUGCCGCUUAUUUGAGAUCAAACACUUUCUUUAAUAUGUUUAUCAUUUUUCAUUGAUUUGAACAUAUAAGAUCUUCAUCAAACCAUGAUUUCUGAGACAAAAGGAAGUAAGUCGCUUAUAUCACAAUGUCGAUAAACAUACUAAAUGAAUUCGUACAGUAAUUAACAAAAUAGAAAGCCAAAACGACGACCAGAACACAUGUACUCUCAAAACAUAAAAUUUAAAGAAACAAAACACAAAUUUAUUGCAAGCAUGUUUGUAAGAACAGGAGGCCGUUUAAUCAACUGGAGGCCGUUUUAUCAACAUAUCUUAUCUUAGCGGAUCUUAUCUUAAAUCCCUCACUUACGAUUUCAUUUACGAUCCGCUAAUACCCGUUUUAUGAACGUUGUCGUAAGUAUCGAGUCGCAGCUAAGAUUUUAGCUUAGCGUACGAUCUGAAAUAACGCGAACCAGUCGAAAACGUCAUCACUCGUUAUGUCAAAGUCGUCUGUUGUCAUAACAAGCAAGAUGGCCGACAAAAUGAACAAGGGGAAACGAAAGCCCAAUUGGUCGGAGACGGAGAUUGCCUGUUUAGUGCAGGCAUGCACGGACAAUAAGUUGUUAUUGGUCAGUAAAAUGACUAUUGAAGUGACGAACAGGAAAAAAGAAGAGUUCUGGGCGGACACCUGUGAGAAAGUGAACAGCGUUGGCUUGAGCAGCCGCGAAGUUGACGAAAUAAUAAAGAAGUGGACGAACCUUAAGAGUCAAGCGAAAAAAAGAGAAAAGAACAGGCGGCGGGAAGCGAGUCUAACAGGGGGCGGCAAAACCAGCAUCUGUCUCACAGACUGGGAGCAGAAGAUAGUAGCCAUUCUACCAGAAGAAACACUGGUGGGAAUCGACGGUGGAUUAGACACGUUUCAGUCCAGUUCAUGCUCUAAACAACAAGCAUGUGUUGACGAGGAAACCUCAAGCAUUUCAAUUGGCCACGAGUUGGAAGAUGCGCCAAACAGCCCGUGUGAGGCCAAAUCUGAACAGCCUUGUAAGAGAAGAAAGAUGUAAGUUCCAUACAAAUUAAAUAUUUAUGCCCCCCUUCGAAGAAGAGGGGGUAUAUUGUUUUGCUCAUUUCUGUCUGUCGG